AUGGCCUAUAGAAGUACUCGAUUAAUUAACAUCGAUGGUAUUUUACCUCCUACAAUAUGCAUUUCGCACUGCACAUGUAUCAGCGACCAGUACGUGAAAAAAGGUGGACAAUGCAUUAAACAAGAUGGUCUUGCGAAGGAAAAACAGCAGCUUCCCGUAGAGUUAACAACAAUAAAGGCGUGCGCCGGACGAGUCUGUGCACUUGACGAAACAAUCUCGGAUGUUCUGUGCUCAUUAACAGACCGGAAAUGUGGUCUGAACAUGGCGUUUAAAACUAUAGGUCAACCAUUACACAUGGGCGACAAUCUGCUAAUUUUUAAGAAAUGUAUUCAACAAUGCACUUGUGUCAGCAAUGAAUAUGUGAAAAAAGAUGGACAAUGCAUUGAACAAAACAGUGUUCCUAAUCGGAAACGAAACUGA
This is a messenger RNA of Dracunculus medinensis (Guinea worm), 420 nucleotides long. The record is from the annotation of a GenBank genome assembly. NCBI's taxonomy places the organism in Eukaryota, Metazoa, Nematoda, Chromadorea, Rhabditida, Dracunculidae.